AUGGCAACAGCCCACACCACAGCAACGCCAACAACCCCGCAAGCACGCAAAGUCCCCCCAGCCACGCAACAGCCCUACGCUCCGCCCGUCAACAGCACUGCCCGCAAGUCCCACCGCAAUCUAACCCACAGUCGCCAGCACGCACAACAGCCCACGCACCAGCACCGCAACACCAGCCACGACCAGCCCAAUCAAGCCCCCGCACCCAACCAGCCCGCAAUACACAACGCCAACAAGGCACCGCACUGCCCCUCUAGCCACUCGCAACAAAGCCCACGACUCAGCCGCUCAACAGCCAACCGCAACAAGCCCGGCACAACCGCACCGCACAACCCGCGACCGCAACAAGCCCGCCCCAGCACCCAACAACAGCUCCCUCCAGCACCGCAACAACGCCCCACCUGCAACAAGCCCAUCGCCCAGCACCGCAACAAGCCCCAUCCCCAGCACCGCAACAACCCCCCAUGCCCUCACACCCAGCACCGCAACAGCCCCCCCCAGCACCGCAACAAGCCACCCAGCACCGCAACAAGCCCACGCCCCAGCAACCGCAAACAAGCCCACCCCAGCAUCCGCAACAAAGCCCACCCACGCACCGCACUAAGACCCACGCCCAGCACCGCAACAAGCCACCCCCAGCACCUACCACAAGGCCCUACCGCAGCAUCCCCCAGAGUACCACGACGCCCCACCGCACAGCACCCAAGCCCCCUACAGCCCCGCGAGCACCGCAAAAGCCCACGCCCCAGCACCGCAAGCAAGCCGCAUCCCAGCAACGCCGCAACACGACCGCCACGCCCCAGCACCCAACAAGCCCACCCCAGCACCGCAACAAGCCCGCACCGCAACAAGCCCCCUCCGCAGCACCGGCAACUAAGCCACGCCCAGCACCGCAACAAGCCCACUCCCCAGCACCGCACAAGCCCCCGCCCCAGCACCGCGAACAAGCCCACUCCCCAGCACCGCAAACAAGCCCACGCCCCAGCACCGCAACAAGCCCGCCCCAGCACCGCAACAAGCCCACGCCACAGCACCGCAAUAAGCCCACGCCCCAGCACCGCAACAAGCCCACGCCGCAGCACCGCAAACAAGCCACGCCGCAAGCACGCAACAAAGCCCACCCCCAGCACCGCAACAAGCCCACGUCCCCAGCACCGCAAACAAGCCCACGCCCUAGACGCACAGCCCACCCAGCACCGCAACAAGCCCACGCCCACGCACCGCAAACAAGCCCACGCCACAGCACCGCAACAAUGCCCACGCCCCAGCACCGCUAAUAAGCCCACGUUAGCACCUCAAAAGCAUCCCCACUGCAAACAAGCCCACUCCCCAGCACCGCAACAAGCCCACGCCGCAAGCACCGCAACAAGCCAGUACCGCAACAAGCCCCCGUCGCAGCACUGCAACAAGCCAGUACCGCAACAAGCCCACGCUGCAGCACUGCAACAAGCCUGCACCGCAAACACGCCCACGCUACAGCACCGCAAACAAGCCCACGCCACAGCACCGCAACAAGCCCAGCGCACAGCACCGAAACAAGCCCACGCCACAGCACCGAAACUAAGCCCACACCCAGCACCGCAACAAGCCCACUCCCCAGCACCGCAACAAGCCCACGCCACAGCACCGCAACAAGCCCACGCUACAGCACCGCAACAAGCCCACGCCACAGCACCGCAACAAGCCCACCCACAAAAAGCCCACGCCACAGCACCACAACAAAGCCCACAGCACCGCAACAAGCCCAUUCCCCAGCACCACAACAAGCCCACGCCCCAGCACCACAACAAGCCCACACCACAGCACCGCAACAAGCCCGCAGCACCGCAACAAGCCCACGCCCGAGCACCGCAACAAGCCCACGCUCCAGCACCGCAACACAACCACACGCCAACCCACGCCCCCAGCACAGCCACAAGCCCAGCCCAGCACCGCAACAAGCCAGCACUGCAACAAGCCCACGCCCCAGCACCGCAACAAGCCACGCCCCGCACCCAACGCACGCAACAAGCCCACGCCCCAGUACCGCAACAAGCCCAGUACCCGGCGCAACAAGCCCCCGUCGCGGCACCGCAACAAGCUGCACUGCAACAAGCCAAGCCAGCACUGCAACAAGCCUGCACGCAACAAGCCCACCUGCAGCACUGCAACAAGCCUGCCAACCGCGCACAGAAAGCCUGA
Messenger RNA from Salvelinus sp. IW2-2015, 2181 nucleotides. The record is from RefSeq and is a predicted model, not a curated record. Lineage: Eukaryota; Metazoa; Chordata; Actinopteri; Salmoniformes; Salmonidae.